AUAGCAACGCCCUUGUAAUUCGUACGGUACGGUACCGUGGGUGCUUUUACUUAAGUACCUAGCGCUGCGACGGAUUCGACCCCGCCAAAACCCACUCAGCGUAUUGCUGGUCCCGAUCGGAUUGGCUGCCCGCAACCGGUUCAGAGCUGCGGUCGCUGCGACCAUUACCAAUUGCGACACCACCUUUUCUCCAAUUUGAUACAUAACUCUUCUACAACGUCACUAGUUAAUAUACCAACAUCGCAAUCCGCAUCCGUACACUCCUCUACACUUAAUCAUAUAUUUGAUUCGAUUGUUAUUCGUACUAUCUUUUUGCGCGGCCCUUCAUCCGGCCGGCUUCCCUCACCAUGGGCGUCGUGAGCAGCAGACCUGAUGAUGGCGCUGCCAUCUACUUGAGAGACCAAAAUCGAUUUUCAAUCGCGUCCUUAAUAAUUAACUGCCCUCGAAAGCGCACUUCGACCAACAUAGUUCCCAAUGCGUUUCCCGCUUCUAGGGUCACAGCUUUACGAUCAGGAGACUCCAGUCUUGUUGAAUUUAUUCAGGACGUUGAACCUUCGACCGUACCGACUUUUCUUCUAAAACUUAACAACGAUGACGAACUCGUAUUCAACUUUACUUUUGUCGUCCGACAGGAAGAGAACAUACCUGGCGUUGACACGCAUAUUAAUGGCUUAACUUACGUAUAUGCCUCGACUAAUAAAGACCUUGACAAUCUUGUCACUCGCGAGUUUCACGCCGAUCCGAAUUUACAUAAAAAUGCGAACGUUGAAUUUAUCGGCGAUUAUUCUACAGAGGGAAGCCCAUCAGUGACGUUUGAGUGGUCGUGGAAAUGGAAACCGCCAAAGCCUACAGAAGAUGGAGGAGGAGGGUGGAGGAAUAUCUGUAGCUUCGUCGAGUACGACCACAGAGCACACCGCCUAGAUACCCUGGCCAGGUUCUCCUUCUGGGUUGCUAAUACCUCACCCAUCCCAAGCCAUCCCAAUUCCCCAUCUCCAGCUUUCCAAUUGGCAGUACCUCCGAGAAUCCGGGCGCCAUCCUCACAAUCAGUUGACUCCCGCAUUAGCGAACAAGAAGAGCCUAGCUCCCCGACGCAUACUCAGAGUGACGCGUUAUCGGUGGCGCCUACCAUUGUCCCAAGCUCGCGAGAAUCCGUCAAGCUCGAUGUAUCAUGUCCCCGACCGGGCGAAGACAUGACUGUAGGUGAUGACGGCCCAGUAUUUAGAGCUACUAUCAAGGCUCUUGAACAAAAGACUGGCAAUAUGAGAACGCAGAUGAAGAAAGUGUUGAAGAAAGCCGAACAUGCGUAUGCUGCCCAAGUUGAAGCCAACGAGGCUCUAGUGGGGUUUAUGGAUGCUCUUCGAGAAGCAUCUGCAACAAACGCCAAUGCAGUGCAGCCUGCUAUAGACCAUUAUUUCGACAAGAUUGCGAGAGAAAUCCUCUCUUACGAGAGGCAGAACGCGAUCAAUUUACAAAAGAUUAUUAUUGACCCUAUAGGCAAAUUAUAUACGUACGAUAUCAAACAAGCGGAGUCGAAAAGACGAGAUUUCGAAGAAGAAAGCAAGGAUUACUAUUCUUACGUGUCGCGGUAUCUUGGCCAACGACAAGACUCGGUAAAGACUAAGAAGCUUGCCGAAAGCGACACUAAGUAUCAGACGAAAAGGAGGAAUUUUGAGCUAAAGCGUUUCGAUUAUUCGUCAUUCAUGCAAGACCUGCAUGGUGGUCGCAAAGAGCAAGAGGUCUUGUCUCACCUAACUAAGUUUGCUGACACACAAGCAAAGAGCUUUUUAGCCACAGCUCAAAAAGUUGAAGGCUUGCUACCGCAACUAGAGGCUCUUGCUAGCGAAGUACAGGAAGCCGAUAAAGAAUUCUCAUACCAGAGACGCGAACGAGAAGAGAAAAGACGGGUCCUAGAGAAGAGUAACCUCCAAUAUAAUGAGCCGGAGACCGUAUCAUCGGCGACCAACACGACCACAAAUCUCAAUAGCAAUGGCAACCAACAUACUUCUGAUUCUGAGCUUGGCCGAGCGGAUAGCACUAGCUCACAGCUCAAACCCAUCCCUACCGGCAACUCAGGACCCAUGGCAUCAGUAGGCACGGACCUCUCAAGAUCGCCGGGUAGCCUAGGACAUGCUGCGUUACACAGCCCCAUUCAAACUUCGAAGUUCAAGGGCAUACGUGAUUUAGAGGAAAGGGACUUCAGCCAGCUAACUAUUGCUGAGAAGAACUCAACUCACCGAAAAGAAGGCCUCCUAUGGGCCUUGAAUCGACCAGGCACCCAUGUAGAUCCGUUGUCAUUGAAUAAACAAGGGUGGCACAAGUUCUGGGUUGUUCUCGACCAAGGGAAGCUGUCGGAAUACAGCAACUGGAAGCAGAAGCUUGACCUCCACAUGGACCCUAUUGACCUACGGAUGGCGUCUGUGCGCGAAGCGAGAAAUGCGGAACGAAGAUUCUGCUUUGAGGUUAUUACACCCCACUACAAAAGAGUAUACCAGGCAACCUCCGGCGAAGACAUGAAUAGCUGGAUUCUCUCCAUAAAUAACGCCCUCCAAAGCGCAGUGGAAGGUCGCGGUCUUAAAGAGAAGCCGACGUCUCCGGGGGAAUCGAAUAGCCUUAAGCGCGAUAUAGGGUCCAUCCUAACUGGAAAAAGCGUUUCCUUAAACCAUGGUUCUCAUCAUCAUGGUUCUCACGCCAAUGCUAGCUCUGCCCCUCCAUCUCGUCGUACCACCGUUGGAGCACGACCUGCUACCACACGGACGCCUAGUAGCAACUACGACGAGAAUCCAGAUAAACUCCUCCAAUCGCUUCGAGAUAAUGACCAGGGCAAUUGCUGGUGCGCCGAUUGCGGCAGCGGAUCUAAGGUUGAAUGGGUUUCAAUUAAUUUAGCCAUCAUACUCUGCAUUGAAUGCAGUGGUAUUCAUCGGUCUCUCGGGACACACAUCAGCAAAGUACGAUCGCUCACACUCGACAUUACAUCAUUCACGCCCGAUAUCAUCGAGCUUCUGCUUCUUGUCGGAAAUCGAGUCUCCAAUAUGGUUUGGGAAGCCAAACUUGACCCAAAUCUCAAACCAGGUCCACAAGCUACGCGGGAGCAACGCUUGAAAUUCAUAACAGCCAAGUAUGUUGAUAGAGCUUACGUGGAGCCAAUUUCACCUACUCUCUCACGAUAUCCAACCCCAGACGAGACACUCCUUGCUGCUAUAAAACGAAACGAAAUACAGCACGUCAUUUAUGCCCUGGCGCUAAAGGCCAACCCUAAUGUCCUUGACAAAGUUCGCGGGACUCAUCCAAUUUUCCUAGCUCUUGCAGCAGCCGACCCAGCAUCACCAUCGCCCAGCACUCCUGUUACCGGACGGCCGGAGCCGGAAACUCGGGCCGUUCCGUUUCCUAUCGCAGAAAUGUUAAUUCAGAACGGGGCCGAAAUACCAACAUCAAUGCCCGCUUUCCCAUUAAGUAGAAGUGCCCAGCUAUAUAUCGAGCAGAAGCGAGGUCGAAAUGCUGCUGUAGAGGCGUCCGGGUCUUCACUGCCGAGUAGUAACCUUAGUCCUAGCCCGAGCGAGCGGCUUCAGCGGGAUAAGGACGGACGUCUACAGAAGCGCAUUAGCGCCGGCGGACGGUUGGCAAAGUCGCCAAUUCCCGAGCGGUAGAAACGACGGAAGUCGAACGCCUCAUUAUCGUCUUCAUCUCACACACCGUCGUCUCCACGGAAGAACCGGCUCAGUCGACGGAAGUCCAAUCUCACAGGUUCUAACUCUUCUUCAUCUACUUCCGAACGGUAGAAACGGCGAUCGAAUCGCUCCUUCUUCCAGAUACCCCAUUUGGAUCUCCCAAGGGCUUUAUCACCAUUUUGCCCAGCAAUAUUCUGUCCUCCUUUGAGAAUUGAGACACCUCCU
Hypoxylon trugodes is the source of this 3890-nucleotide messenger RNA. RefSeq names its product centaurin beta. NCBI's taxonomy places the organism in Eukaryota, Fungi, Ascomycota, Sordariomycetes, Xylariales, Hypoxylaceae. Gene Ontology annotation, cellular component: trans-Golgi network; cytoplasm; endosome. Gene Ontology annotation, biological process: intra-Golgi vesicle-mediated transport. The coding region runs from base 348 to 3644 and encodes 1098 amino acids. The record is from RefSeq and is a predicted model, not a curated record. The transcript has 6 exons. Gene Ontology annotation, molecular function: GTPase activator activity; protein binding.